Phlebotomus papatasi is the source of this 641-nucleotide messenger RNA. Its product is annotated as general odorant-binding protein 72-like. The coding region runs from base 34 to 453 and encodes 139 amino acids. Lineage: Eukaryota; Metazoa; Arthropoda; Insecta; Diptera; Psychodidae. The record is from RefSeq and is a predicted model, not a curated record. Gene Ontology annotation, molecular function: odorant binding. The transcript is spliced from 5 exons.
UUCAUUGAAGACUUCUCAAAAAGCUUGAGAGAAAUGAUAAGAUUAAUAAUACUUCUGAUUAUUUUAUUCAACCAAAUUUUCUGCUCAUUUUGUGCUGAUGAUCCGAUGAAGAGAGCUGAACAACUUGUAAGACGAACAUGUCAGCCUAAAACCAAAGCUACAGACGAAGCCAUCAAAGCCAUUAACGAAAGGAAUUUUCCAGAAGAGAAAAGCAUAAAGUGUUACCUCAACUGUGUAUUAGAGAUGGGGCAAACUAUAAAACGUGGCAAGGUGACAUACAAACAAGCGUUGACGCAGAUAAAUCAGUUUGUACCUGAAAAUCAGCGACAAGCUGCUAUCUCAGCCCUCGACAAGUGCAAAGAUGAACCCAAUGGCCAGAAGGAUCCCUGUGAGGCUGCCUAUGUUCUGGCCAAAUGCCUCCUUCUCAACAAUCCAAAAGGAAGGUUUCCAUGAAGACCGAAUGGAAAAUGAGAAAGAAGUGCAGAGAGUAAUUACAGAAGAUUGGAAAAGGGGUUUAAUUUUAAAUGAAAUUGUACUCUUGGAAACAAAAACAAUAAGUCUUUUUGCUUAAAGUCUAUUUAUUUCACAAAAACCACAAAGUACAAAUAUAGAAAGUUCACUUUUCACUCCAAUCACUAGCA